This is a messenger RNA of Punica granatum (pomegranate), 1689 nucleotides long. NCBI's taxonomy places the organism in Eukaryota, Viridiplantae, Streptophyta, Magnoliopsida, Myrtales, Lythraceae. The record is from RefSeq and is a predicted model, not a curated record.
UGGACGGAUGAGGGCGCGCCAAAACCUCUCCCUCUCAUGGCGACUACCCACGUCCGGUCACUCAUGGCCUGCUCUUCUCUCUCCUCUGCCGUCUCCUUCUCCCAACCCUCGCUCUCCCCCAAAUUUCCUCUCAGUAAUUCCUCCAUUUCGAGGCGGAGUCCUCUCGGUUCUAGCCUAGCGCUCCAUUUCAAUUUGCUCGGAACGAGAGUCACCGCGAGGCGGAGCGUUUCUACGUUCUGCUGUCGUUACAGCAAUGGCGGUUCCUCAAAGGGACUGGAAGAGCACGCUGAUAAUCAAUCCGACUCUGUCACGUUCUCUUCUGGACAUGGAGUGAAGAAGCUCGAUGGUCUGAUUGCAUCGAUCCUUGUUUUUGUUCAAAUUGCUUCUCCGAUACCUUUACUUGGAUGGGAGCCUCAGUCUGUUACUCCAGCAAAUGCUGUUCUGUAUUCUCCGGACACAAAGAUCCCAAGAACUGGGGAACUUGCUCUAAGGAGAGCUAUCCCUGCAAACACAAACAUGAAGGCCAUACAGGCUACCUUGGAAGAUCUCUCUUACUUGCUUAGAAUACCACAGAGAAAGCCAUAUGGAACAAUGGAGGGUAAUGUGAAGAAAGCUCUUAAGAUAGCAAUGGACGAGAAGGAUUCGAUUUUGUCAAGUAUGCCGGCAGAUCUGAGAGAAAAAGGUUCCCAGUUUUAUGCAUCUCUCAUUGACGGGAAGGGUGGAUUGCAAGCGCUUCUUCAAUCUAUUAAGGAGCAAGACCCGGACAAGGUAUCAGUGGGCCUGGCUUCAUCUCUGGAUACUGUUGCAGAACUAGAAUUAUUGCAGGCUCCUGGAUUAUCAUUUUUGUUGCCAGAACAGUACUUGAAAUAUCCCCGGCUGACAGGAAGAGCAAUUGUCGAAUUUACGAUUGAGAAAGGGGAUGGAACAGCAUUUUCACCUGAAGCUGGUGGUGAAUCAAGAAAGACUGCCACGAUGCAGGUCGUUCUUGACGGAUAUUCAGCACCAUUAACUGCUGGAAAUUUUGCAAACCAGGUAGCUGAUGGUGCAUAUGAUGGAACAAAGCUGAGUACUGUCAAUCAAGCUGUUUUAUCUGAUAAUGGAACCAAUAAGGAUCGUGGCUACAGCGUCCCCCUAGAAAUAAUGCCAUCUGGGCAAUUUGAACCGCUGUAUAGAACAACAUUAAGCGUGCAGGAUGGUGAAUUGCCGGUUCUGCCGCUGUCUGUUUAUGGAGCAGUUGCUAUGGCACACAGUGAGACAUCCGAUGAGUACUCAUCACCACAUCAAUUCUUCUUCUAUUUAUAUGACAAGAGAAAUUCUGGCUUGGGUGGAAUAUCUUUUGACGAAGGGCAAUUCUCAGUUUUCGGAUACACAACUGCUGGGAGAGAACUCCUUUCGCAGAUAAAGACCGGAGAUAUGAUCAAAUCUGCAAAGCUAAUAGAAGGGCGAGACCGCCUUGUAGUGCCAAAUGAGAGUUGAUCACCUAACUUGCCAAACAAGCAAUUGAAUUCUGUCUUACAAGUUUAUUACAUCAGCUACACCUUGGGAGCAGAAGAACAGAUAAAAAAAGCUGUACAUUAGCAUGAGUCUCAUUUUUUUAUUACAAACGGUUAUGCUAUUUCAUAUCAAAUUGCUCGGGUGAGACUGUCUCAAUUCAUUCAUCUAAAUGUCUACUGCUUUAAUCUGUUUAAA